This is a messenger RNA of Python bivittatus (Burmese python), 2318 nucleotides long. It is a transcript of the gene FGF21, whose product is annotated as fibroblast growth factor 21. The record is from RefSeq and is a predicted model, not a curated record. NCBI's taxonomy places the organism in Eukaryota, Metazoa, Chordata, Lepidosauria, Squamata, Pythonidae. Gene Ontology annotation, molecular function: growth factor activity.
AAGACGUUUUCCUUUGCCCUUAUUUUGACUAUUCCCAUUGAUUGGUGACUGGAAUUUUACUAACCUCCCCAAAUCCCAUCCCAAGAAUAACUGCUUUCAGAAGUCCUGGACUCAUUUCUUUGUGAAUUCUGGGCAUCAUUCCUGGGUGAGACCAAUAAGCAAAGAACUUGAACCUUGAGUUCACCCUUGGAUUUCUUCUGGCAGUGAUACUAUCUUUGCCAUCCCAGCUUACAUCUUACCUGGAUCAGCCAUCCUUGAGCCAUGCUGUCCAUUUCAGUCCUUCUCCAAUGCAACUGUUAUUUCCUGCUUCCCAUCAACCUGAUUUUGUGGGCUGCGUUGGCACCCAAGAUUGUUGCCUCCCCACUGCCAAAUUCCAACCCUCUGUAUCGGUUUCAUGGCCAAGUUCGGCUUUGCCAUCUCUACACGGCAAAUGAACAGACACACCUCCACCUGGAGAUCUUUUCAGAUGGCACAGUGCGUGGCUCCAGAUACCAGAACCCCUUCAGUUUGAUGGAAAUCAAAGCAGUGAAGUUGGGAAUCAUUUGCAUAUUGGCUAAGAAGACCUCUAGAUUUCUUUGUAUGCAAUCUGAUGGACGUCUGUAUGGCUCACUAUCUUACUCAGAAGAGGCCUGCAACUUCCAUGAGAUGGUUCUUCGAGAUGGCUAUAACAUGUACUAUUCAGAGGCCUACAACCUUCCCGUCAGCCUCAGCAUGAUAGGGAAUUUGGGACAGAACCGUCAGCUGCCCCCUUUCUCCCAGUUCUUACCUUUAGAUAACGAGUUCCCUCUUGAACCCAUGAGCAUGGACUACGAAUCCUUUGAACAGGAACGUAACAUUGAGUCGGCUGAUCCCUUCAACAUGAUGGGUCAAAACCAGGGCUUACGGAGCCCAAGUUAUGCCUUCCGAUAGAGCAGGACCAUGUAUGGGCUGGGGCUGGGCACAAUGUCAGAUGUUCAGCAGGAUUUUUCCUGAGCUUGGCCAUCUGUGUCUUUAUUGCAUUAAUAUGAAGAAUAAAUAUGAGGAAGACAGAUGAGGGCAAAGGAACAGGAAGAUGUAAUAGACUGGGGGUUGGAGUAAAAGACCUCCAAGGUCCCUUCCAAACCUAUGAUUUUAUGAUUCUAGAUGGUUGCAAUUGACUGAAGCCUAUCUGGGACUCCCGAAUCCCAAAGCAGACACAGAAUUCCUGUUCUGUCUGAUUAGGAAUCAUUUCAACUUUUCAAUUUCCCUUUGUUAAUCUUGCUGGCUUUUUUGUAAUAUCCAAGGUUUUAUUUCUAUUUAUCCAACUAUUUAAGUAACUUAUUUAUUAUAUGUCAGGUUUAUUUAUUGAAGAAAGCUAGAUCGAUAAGGGAAGGUAUAAUACAGAAAGGGAAGGCAUAACGUGAAAAUCUUUUGCGCGCAAAUCAUAUUUAUAUAUUGUUAUUUAUAUACAACUGUCUAUGUAUGUAUAUUUUCUGCCUGCAUAUUUAUUUCCCUUUCUGGAGAGGACAUGACAACUGAAGUUUAAAUCUGUACUGCAGAUAUCGUCAUGAUUUUAUGCCUGAUAUCUGUUUACCUACCCCUUCUGUAUUUUCCUUUCCAAGGAAUGUUUCUGCAGAAAUGAAUCUGUGAGCCAUGGCAAUGGAAGGUAUUGGGGCUGCAACCAAAGGGGGGGGGGGGCUGGGGCUGCAACCAAAGCCCCGCCCCACCCUGCAUGUAAAAAAGAGGCAGGCCUUCAAUCACACUGCCAUCUUGACUUUUUUGACCCCCACAGACACCCCCGGAGUGAGGUUUAUGAAUCAGAAGAGACUGGGUGGUUGCCAAAAAACCCCUUUUGAGCAUCACCCCAUUUUUGGCCUUCUUUUUUUUUUUUUAAGGCUUGCACUGUGCCUGUAAGCCAUCAGAAAAGGUAAACUAGAGAACUCUAAUUAGGAAAUAUAAAGUAAAAGUCACCCAUAUUGAUCAUGUAUAUAUUUUUAUUUAUAAGCUAUACUUCAGCAUUUUCAUUAAAAGGCUGAGCCGCUGCUGUGUUUUUCAGCAGCAGCUGUUUCUGGUCAAACGUGUUACAGUAUUGACAAUUCAUUGACUUGACAUAAAUUUGCAAAUGUCUGUAUUCUCUUUCUGUUUCUUGUAUUUUUUAAAAAAUACCUGGUUUCCUUGUGCUUUAAUAGUGACCAGUGUUAAAUCAUCAGUGGGCUGAAGUGUGAACGAUGUGUUUUCAAUGUGAAUACAAAUAAAAGUUUUUAAAAAAAGAAAUAAUUGAUGGCAAAUAAACUCGGUCUCAGAAAUGUUUUCAUUGGGCAUCAAAAGCUAAUGAGAAAAAACAAUUGGGGGCGUUGGCA